AUGUCAAAUCAAAUAUAUUCUGCCAAAUAUUCCGGCGUUGAUGUGUACGAGUUUAUACAUCCCACAGGCUCGAUUAUGAAGAGGAAGAGAGACGAUUGGGUUAAUGCUACACAUAUUUUGAAGGCAGCAAAUUUUGCCAAGGCAAGAAGAACUAGAAUCUUAGAGAAGGAGGUCCUAAAGGAAACUCAUGAAAAAGUUCAAGGUGGGUUUGGUAAAUAUCAAGGUACUUGGGUGCCUUUAAAUUUGGCUGAAAACCUAGCAAAAAAAUUUAAUGUGUAUGACGAGUUAAAACCACUCUUUGAUUAUAAGCAUGUCGCAGGAAUGGAGUCACCUCCUCCAGCUCCUAAGCACCAUCAUACAUCGAGAGCAGAUUCGAAGAAGAAAGCUACAAAGAGUGCCAGUAUGUCAGCAUUAACAGAUAAAAAGACCACUAGAACCACAGCUACCCCUGCCAAUGGGAACCCAGUAGUAACGAGAAGAAGAGGUAGACCUCCUAAAGCAUUGCAAGAGAAGAGAGUACUAGGGGCAGGAACUGAUCUGCAAAGGGCUCAAAGUGAUAUGGCCUUUUCAAGAAGUAAUGGCGCUGUCCCCGCAGUAAAAUUAAAUGAUAGUUCUUCAACAAGGAUGUUAGCAAUGGAUCAAGCAAAGUCCAAUAUAAUUCAAUAUAAACCACAAUUUAAAGAAAUUGAUAUAGACGAUGGAUUAUCCAGUGAUAUAGAGCCACAAGGGAAUGAACUUGAAGGAAACAAAAAUAAUCAAAAUAUGAAUUCAAACGGACAAACGACCCGUAAUGAGCCCUCACUUUCGGUUGCGUCAUCACCUUCAUUACCAACGUCUCCAAGUGAUUUUUCUGAUGCAAACCCAUUUGACCAACAAAGAUUUGGUGGUAUAGGAACAUCACCGAUCGUAUCCUCUAUUCCAAAAUACCCUGUUCAAAUGAGACCACCUAGUACAGAUAUAAAUGAUAAAGUUAACAAUUAUUUGUCUAAGCUAGUAGACUAUUUUAUCUCUAAUGAAGUACGCCUCAAUAAGCCUGUUCCACAAGAGCUUUUAACUCCUCCAGCAAAUAGCAGUCCAUACAUCGAUGCCCCAAUUGAUCCCGAACUUCAUACGGCAUUCCACUGGGCAUGUUCAAUGGGUAAUCUAUCAAUUGUCGAGGCUCUAAGUAAUGUUGGUGUAAGUACACGUUCCUUGAAUAGUAAAGGGCAAACACCUUUAAUGAGAAGUGCAAUGUUUCAUAAUUCUUACACAAAGAGAACUUUCCCAAGAAUAUUUCAAUUAUUACAUGAAACUGUAUUUGAUGUAGAUUCUAAUUCUCAAACAGUCAUCCAUCACAUCAUUAAAAGAAAAUCAACGACGCCCUCUGCUGUGUAUUAUUUGGAAAUUUUAUUAUCUAAAAUAAAGGAUUUUGCUCCUCAGUAUCGUAUAGAGUUAUUGUUAAAUGUACAGGAUAACAACGGCGAUACUGCUUUACACAUCGCAGCAAGAAAUAAUGAUAAAACAUUUUUUGAUAUACUUGUGCAGAGUGGUGCCUUGACCACAACUCCAAAUAAAGAAGGGCUUACUCCUGAUUCGAUAAUGAAUAUGCACUAUCAGGAACAAUUAAAUCUGCUGGAUAAUAACCAAGUCGGCAAUGUAUCGGCGGUAAGAUCUAUUUCAAAUAGAAGUCAUAAUAUUCUUAACCUGGAAGGUUCUAUGAUGUCUCCAGGAGAUUUUGUGAUGUAUCCUUCACAAGCUGCCACUAGACUAUCUAGAGGAUUUCCAAAGAUUAUUACCUCUAUGAAAGACCUUGCCGAACAAUAUAACAAAAACCACAAGAAUCAAGAUAAAGAAGUGCAAAAUUUAGAAAAAACGUUAGAGUUUAUCAAAACGAAUAUUAAAGGGAUAAAUUCAAGAACAAUAGAGAUAUUAAGCAAUGGUAAAAAGAAGGAUCAAAUAUAUAAACCACCAAGUAUAAUAUUACCGGCAAAAAUAAGAGAUAAUGAAAAAUUAUUAUCCGACAUUAAGAAAAAUAAACAAAAAUUGAAGGACGAUAUGAAUAAGAGGCAACGUCUUGUUUUGAGUAAAUAUUUGAAGGAUAACUCUGGAGUCAAUAUACCUGUUGGUAAUGAAAACAGAUUAAAGUUAGCAAUUGAAUUAAGUGUACUACAGGAGAGUAGGAAAAAGAAGAUAGACGAUGUUAUUAGUGUUGUUGAGGAUAAUUUCAAGAUACACAAAUAUAGGAAAAUGAUAAGUGAAGGAACAGAAAUAGCUAUCCCUGAUGUAGACAACUGUCUAGAUGUGAUUCUUCAAACUUUAAGUAGAAAUAAUCCAUGA
Messenger RNA from Maudiozyma barnettii, 2316 nucleotides. RefSeq names its product transcription factor MBP1 (gene MBP1). The record is from RefSeq and is a predicted model, not a curated record. Bases 1 to 2316 code for a protein of 771 amino acids. The transcript has a single exon. Gene Ontology annotation, molecular function: protein binding; transcription regulator activity; DNA binding. Gene Ontology annotation, cellular component: SBF transcription complex; MBF transcription complex. NCBI's taxonomy places the organism in Eukaryota, Fungi, Ascomycota, Saccharomycetes, Saccharomycetales, Saccharomycetaceae.